Molecule: messenger RNA, 2073 nt
Organism: Kuraishia capsulata CBS 1993
Lineage: Eukaryota; Fungi; Ascomycota; Pichiomycetes; Pichiales; Pichiaceae
Exons: 1
Coding region: 1-2073 (690 amino acids)
Biological process (GO): Golgi to plasma membrane transport; intracellular protein localization; exocytosis
Cellular component (GO): exocyst
Source: RefSeq, a predicted model, not a curated record
AUGGCUGGUGAUAAAUCAUUGAGAAGGUCGAAAGUGCCCAAGGGAAGAUGGCAGAACCUGAAACAGUCACUUUCAUCUACAUCGCAUUCGCAUUCCAAUAGCGCAUCGUCGCAGCCUCAGUCACCACGUAAAGGGUCCAGUUCGUCGGCUAGAUUGGAUCCUUUUGUUGGGUUAAACAAGCUUGAUACUCAAAAUGUGCCGCCUCUUCCCAAAAUACAACAAGGAAAAAUCUCGGAUCUGCAAAAUCCUCAGAAGCAGAUCCGAAAACCGGCUUCCUCAUCCUCCGCCGGAGGGAUCAACCGGAGAUUUUCCGUGAAGAUGAAAGAUGAUUCAAGGCCAGAUUUCUCGAACGGAUCGGGAAUGCCUAGUCUUCCUCCUAAUUCCAAGUCCUUGAUCAGUUCCAGUCAGGCUGGGAACCAGAAGCAGCAGCAGAAGCAGCAGAAGCAGCAGAUUGCUCCUCCGAAGAUGGGAAUGAACCUGGUGGACGAUAUUAAGAACCCAAAUUAUGAAGCCGAGAAGUACAUUCGGUUGACUUUGAAGAACUCGAGUGCCUCUAAAAUUGAUGAAUUUGUGAGUACUCUGCAAUCUUUGGAACAUAGCAAUAAUAGAGAGAUGAAAGAGAACGUUCACAGUUCUUUGGUGAGUAUUGUGAAGGUGGGUGAUGAUUUACACAACACUGAGCUUGCAAUAAAGAGUCUCAGGCUGGACAUGAACAGGAUGGGUGAUAUAAUUUCGCAAAUGCGGGAGAUUGCAGAGUUGAGACUGUCACAGGAAGAGGAGAAACGAGGUUCCCCUAUGAAGCAACAGCACCAGCUUCCAUCCAAGAAGACACGCGAUAGAAACUCGGUGAUGCUUUUGGGCAAAAUGUGGGGAAAUGAAAUGAGCAGACUAUUUAAGAACGUGGAGGGCUCUCAGAAAUUUUUGGGCUCGGCUGCGGGAAAGCACAUACUGUACCAAUCGAGCUCAUGGGUGGAACUAAACAGUGCCACAUGGAGACCGAUUCAAGAAUCGCACAUAUUUGUUCUGAAUGAUCACAUUUUGACGGCAACUCCGAAGAAACGAAAGGCUGGUCCUGAUGACCAAAGUCUCGUGGCUACGCAUUGUUGGCCGAUGAGAGAUGUGGCCUUGUUUGAUGAAAAGAGAGAGAAGAAGUAUGUCAUUCGCCUCAAGACAUCUCAGGCAUUAGACUUCUACUACCAGACAGAUCGGAUGGAUCAGUUCAUUCGUGUAUGUUCUUCUAUAAGACAGGCCAAGGAUGAUCUCCAGAUAGUGGAAGACGAAAGUUCAAGAUCCAGAGAGAUCAAGUCAAUGUCGCGACUCUCACAGCGCCAUUCCAUACAGGAAAUCGAAAAGAACAUGCAUCGCAGAUCUCGAUCUGUGGAUACCCCGGAUACCAAGAAGGAGCCCAGUUUGGAUUUCUCGCGAGUGGACGAGGGCUUGUCUGAGUUGGAUGUGUUGAUGACUCAUCACAGGCAUGUGGAGUCUGUGGGGAUGAUAAAGUUCCUCGCAAACAAGAUAGAUGAGUUUGUGAAGAAGGCAGACCAAUCAGACUUCACGGUUUUGAUGUCGCUGGAGUCCAAGAGGUCCAAACUGGCAAAGUGCAAGGAGAUUUUGCUUUCACAUCUAGAAACUGAGGUGAAGAAUCCGCGGAUAUCCACUGAGGAUCUCAAGAACCAUAUGGGGCUUUUCAUCAAACUGGAUGAACUAGAUAAGGCAUGGAAUAUGCUGCUGACUAGUCGCGAUGUGCAGGUGGACUCUCUGCUGAGAAAGCUAAAGUUCCAGGGAGAUAUCCCUCUUUACAUAACACAGUGCGCUCUGAUUAGGUUUCAGAUUCUGAGGACGACAGCGGACUUGUUUAUGCAAUGUUUUGAUGAGAGUAAUUACAUACAUUUGGUGUCAUGGUGUCAUCUGGAAGUUCGAAAGCAUUUUGACAUUAUGAGGAAACAACUGCACGGGGUCAAUGCUAAAUCGCAAAGUUACAGGAAGUGCGUUGAUGUGACCGCAACUCAUGUGGAAAGCUUAAAGCAAUUCGGUAUUGAUGUUACAUUUUUGAUAGGUGAAUUUGCCGCCUAG